Salvelinus namaycush (lake trout) is the source of this 4534-nucleotide messenger RNA. Its product is annotated as angiomotin-like. Gene Ontology annotation, cellular component: plasma membrane; lamellipodium; bicellular tight junction. Bases 431 to 3364 code for a protein of 977 amino acids. NCBI's taxonomy places the organism in Eukaryota, Metazoa, Chordata, Actinopteri, Salmoniformes, Salmonidae. Gene Ontology annotation, biological process: regulation of cell migration; establishment of cell polarity involved in ameboidal cell migration; hippo signaling. The transcript is spliced from 10 exons. Gene Ontology annotation, molecular function: signaling receptor activity. The record is from RefSeq and is a predicted model, not a curated record.
ACCAGAAGAGGAAAAGACUUCACUGAAAGUGUCCCCUAUUUUACAUUCCCAAAAUCCCCGCCCCUCUUCCCCUGUGCGGCUCCUGCGGCCGUGCAUACCGGACCCCACCCCUAUUGUUGAGGUUGGUUGGUUGAGAGUGGCUCUUCCUGUUGCAGAGUGGUUGGGGCUAAGCGACGUGGACCAGCGCCUCUAUGCAUUGGAGCACCUGGAGGAACUGGUGACGCUACAGGACCAGGAGGAGACCCCCACCGUACUCCUUGGAGACACCCAUCUCGGUACCUGUCCCCCCCCCCAACAGCGGCAGCACCAUGAGCAGCAGAACCUAGUCAGAGCGGUGCCGGAGGAGCGCGGUGAGAACAGCCACACAGGGAACAUCGACCGCGGGCGCAGCUCAUCCUUCCAUGAGGUGCGUGGUCUUCGGGAAACUGAAAUGAGGCCGGUGGCCGACGAAACGUCCAGCAGCAGCAGCAGCAGCAGCAACAACACCGUCCUGCAGCGACUCCUACAGGAGCAGAUGCGCUAUGGUGAGGGACGCAACUACCAGCUGGCCAUGCAGCAACAGCAGCAACAUCAACAACAACAGCAGCAGCAGAGGCAGCAGCAGGAGGGUGGGGUGAGCGGGGGCUACCCGGGCCAUGGAGGCCCCAACGAUGAACGGCACGACUCUAUGGUGCCCCACAUCGCCCGGCAGGAGCCUCAGGGACAGGAGCUGCAGGCAGACAGUGGCAUGGAGAAGCUGGGCUCCCGCGGCGGGGGUAGUAGUGGAGGAGGAGGAGGAAUGAGUGGUGGUGGGGGAGGGAGCAGCCAGGGUCCCAACCCCGAGGACUUGCCCACCUACGAAGAGGCCAAGGUGCAGUCACAGUAUUUCCGGGGCCACCCGCACCACCAACAUCAACAACACCAACAUCAACAACAACAACAGUUGCCUCCGUCGGUGGGCGCUGCGUUUUACGUGACAGCUGCAACCAACAACGGCAAGGUGCGUACGGAGGGGCGUCCAACGGUGCAGCGGCUGAGCACCGGGGGCAAAGUGCAUCAGGACGACGGACUUAAGGACCUGAAGCAGGGUCACGUACGUUCCCUCUCUGAGCGCCUCAUGCAGCUCUCGUUGGCCACCAGCGGGGUCAAGGCCCACGCCCCCAUCACCAGUGCCCCCCUUUCCCCCCAGCUUCCCCCUCCAGGUCCCCCGGGGGAUUACUACAAGCCCUCAGGCCAGCACCGGGGCCCCCCACCUGACUACCCCUUCAAGAACAUGGGCUCCCCUUCCAAACAGCAGCCGCAGCAUCAGGAGCAAGGAGGGCACUAUUACCAGGAGCAUCGGCCCAGGGACCAGGGCAGGAACGAGGUGCCACACGUCCGCUACCAGCCUCCACCAGAGUACGGCUCCUUCAGAUCCAAUAAGGAGAGCUCGGUCCACUCCCAGAGAUCUGUCCAUCACCACAGCCCCACCUCCUCUGUCACCUCUGUGGGCUCUCUGUCCCGAGCCCAGUCCUCCACCCUCAAUAGUCUCCUCAGUGCCUCUCACCCAUCCCACACACCCCCCCACCCCCAAGGGGAUCCUUACUCCUCCAUGGGCCCCCGCAGCCCCCAGGGCCCUGGAUCACACCAGGGAGACCUGUACUGCCCUGGGGCCAUUCACCCUCCACUUCAGAGGGGCCACGGCUUCCCACACGACCCCUACGGCUCCACCUCCAGGAUGCACCACCAGCAGCAGCACCACCACCAAUUUCAACAACAGCAACAACAGCAGCAGCAGCAACAACAACAACAACAGCAGCAGCAACAACAACAACAACUCCAGCACCAACAGUACCACUCCCAGUCAUCCCAGGGCCACCCUCCCCAGCACUACCCCCACCCCCAGGGGGACCCCUUCGCCAUGAUGGCACGCGCCCAGCAGAUGGUGGACAUGCUGUCAGAAGAGAACAGGCUGCUCAAGCAGGAGAUGGUGGUGUGCUCUGAUAAGGUCAACAAGCUGCAGAAGUUGGAGACAGAGAUCACAUUGGUUUCGGAGGCCUACGAAAACCUGGCCAAGUCAUCCACUAAAAGGGAGGCUCUGGAGAAGACCAUGAGGAACAAGCUGGAGCUGGAGGUGCGCAGGCUGCACGACUUCAACAGGGACCUCAGAGACAAAGAGACGGUGCGUGAGAAGGAGAAGCUGGAGAUAGAGCUGAACGCCCUGCACUCCACCACGGACGACCAGAGACGACACAUUGAGAUUAGAGACCAGGCUCUCAACAACGCCCAGGCCAAAGUAGUCAAACUAGAGGAGGAGCUGAAGAAGAAGCAGGUGUAUGUGGAGAAGGUGGAGCGCAUGCAGCAGGCCCUGGCCCAGCUCCAGGCUGCCUGUGAGAAGAGAGAGCAGCUGGAGCACCGCUUACGCACACGGCUGGAGAGGGAGCUGGAGUCACUGCGCAUGCAGCAGAGACAAGGUGGCUCCCAGAGCAGCAGCAGUGGUCAGGAGUACAGUGCCACGGCCCUGAUGGAGCACCUGAGGGAGAAGGAGGAGAGAAUCCUGGCUCUGGAGGCAGACAUGACCAAGUGGGAGCAGAAAUACCUGGAGGAGAGCGUUAUGAGGCAGUUUGCCCUGGACGCUGCCGCCUCUGUCGCCACCCAGAGGGACACAUUGUCGUCGGUGAUAAGCCACUCCCCCAGCAACAGCUAUGAGCAGCAGUUGUCAGUGGAGGCUCGUAUCCAGAAGGAGGAGGAGGAAAUCCUCAUGGCCAACCGCCGCUGUCUAGACAUGGAAAGCAGGAUCAAGAACCUGCACGCCCAGAUCAUAGAGAAGGAUGCCAUGAUCAAGGUGCUCCAUCAGCGUUCCAGGAAGGAUCCCAACAAGGACCGGGACGCCCAGGCCAUCAUGCGGCCCUCCAAGUCCCUGAUGUCCAUCGCCAACACAGGGGGCUCGGGCCUGCUCUCCCACAGCCUUGGCCUCAGCAGCUCACCCAUCACAGAGGAGCGCAAGGACAGCAGCUGGAAGGGCAGCCUGGGAGUUCUGUUGGGUCCAGAGUACCGUACUGACUCUCUGAGGACAGAGUCCAUCUCGUCAUCUCCCUCUCCGGUCCUGCCCCUGACAGGGGGUCACUCUAAGACAGGCAGCAGGGACAGCUGCACUCAGACAGACAAGGGCCAGAGCCAGGGUCAGGGGGCUAGCAGCAAGCCCAGCACCCCAGCCCUGCAGAGCAUGACCCUGCCAAGCCGACUCUCCAGCCCCAGCCCUGUUUACAUACCAGACCGCAUCGCAGAUGUGCCUGUGUUCCAUAGCAGUACCCUGGAGAGGCGCGCCCCUGUGCAGUCCCACCCCCAGCCCCCAUCAGCCUCCCAACAGGAGUUGGACAACGACAUGGUGGAGGUCCUCAUCUGAACCUCAACCCCUGACCUCUGAACCGUGGCCUCUAUAGGUCACAGGACAGGACGGGAGGACAAUGUGUGUUUGUGCUCUAUCAACACACUCACACACUAAACACCUUCAUACACACACUUUCAAAAUAGGUGAAGGAUUACUUAUUUUCAUUUAAAAAAAAUAUAUGUUUGGUGUUUAAAUAGAUGUCUGGUGUUUAACUAGGGUGUGUUAAAAUGCACUAUUUUUCUAGAUGUGUUUUUAAUGAACAAUACCGUGUUUUAAUUAAUACCACGUACAGUUUGAGUCGGGAGGUUUUAGUGUCAUCAGAAUGAUCAGUUAACUCUCUUGUACAGUGUUGCUGGAGGCUAUUGGUUAACUAGCCCCCUUGGACCAAAUUUAUUGGCUACCAUUCAUUGCAUUUAUUGCACUACUUAUUUUUCUGAGUGUGUUUCAAAACGUUCUUUUUUUAACAUUUAGUCUGACUUAGGUAUUCUUAUUUAUGUGUGGUAGUACAUUAUUUACCAAUGUUAGAUGUGGCACUUGGGUAAUCAAAGAUAUAUUGUAAACUACAAAACAUUAUUUUAACCUGUAAAUACUGAUUUUAGAUACUGUGUGUAUGGCAUGUGUAUCAUUUAACUGAACCGAAUGGAAUAGGUUUUUAGAAGCCAUUCAGUUACAUGGCACUGCCAGCCAAGGACCACAAUGCACUCUUUAAAGUAUUGGGGGCCCAGCCUCACAUGUCACAGUGGAGAACAUAGGGGAGUGAGAAUCACACCUUUCUACUGUGGUCCAAUGUGCUGCAUGUGUGACCCCACUGGAUGGGAUCAGUCUCUUUGAAGUACAGUAUAAGAGUUUUGGUGUUCACCAAUGUGCCUAUGCUUCAGUUAUAAGGUUCUCCACCAUACCUGUUAAGUGUAAUUCAUUCCAGUCUAGCUGGGUUUGGUUAGGGUCUUCCGCCCAGACUUGCUUCAAAUUAUUUUAGGCCUAAAAUAGUCCGUUGGGAUUUUAACUUCUAGUUUAUGCAACGAUCAGACAUUCUGGUAAUUACCUGUCCUUCUAAUUUACAAGCUUGAUUGGCAUUGUGUAUAUACAGAGCAUUUGAAAGUAUUCAGACCGCUUGACUUUUUCCCCCAAAAAUUACAUUACAGCCUUAUUCUAAAAUGGAUUAAAUUGGUUUUUUCCCUCAUCAAU